Aptenodytes forsteri (emperor penguin) is the source of this 2107-nucleotide messenger RNA. RefSeq names its product C-X-C motif chemokine receptor 4 (gene CXCR4). Gene Ontology annotation, cellular component: membrane. The coding region runs from base 1 to 1569 and encodes 522 amino acids. Lineage: Eukaryota; Metazoa; Chordata; Aves; Sphenisciformes; Spheniscidae. The transcript is spliced from 4 exons. Gene Ontology annotation, molecular function: chemokine receptor activity; cytokine binding. The record is from RefSeq and is a predicted model, not a curated record. Gene Ontology annotation, biological process: chemotaxis; neurogenesis; brain development.
AUGGUAGAUUAUUACAAUCCCCUGCGUGACUAUGUUGUAGCAGUAGGAAAAGUAAAGAAGAAUGCAACCGAGCAGAUGUCCAGGGCAUACUUGGAAGAUGCCAGGCGAAUGAGUCACAACCAAGGAUCCCAUUUCCACUUCCACAACUUGGGUACGCAGGACCUCCCCUCUUCCUCCCCCGUCGCGAUUCCUGGACCGGUGACUUCACCCGGAGCUCGCCCGGGGUGCCCACGGCAACACGGGGCCCCACAACACACUUCAAAGGGUUUUCUUGAGGGGAAAUUCAAAAACCCGCUUGUACGAACACAUCAGUCGGAGGGUGGCAAAUGCCCCCGUGAGGAGCAACGCCCCCGCGGGCACUUCGGGCAAGUGCAGUUCCCAUGCCCCGGCGCUGCAGACAAAGAGCGGUCCGAGGCGGCCGCCCGGAGCCCGGUUAAUAGCCGCGUGGAGGUGGUGCAUCCGUGCGGGGAAGUGCCGCGGGAUCCUCGGGGCGCGCCCUGCGCGGAGCUGUCCUCUGGGUUAAUCAUUGAAUUUUCUGAUAAUGGCACGGAUGAGAUUGGUUCAGGUGACUAUGGAGACUACGGAGAGCCAUGCUUUCAGCAUGAGAAUGCCGAUUUCAACCGGAUCUUCUUGCCAACGAUCUAUUCCAUCAUCUUCCUAACAGGAAUAAUCGGCAAUGGAUUGGUUAUUGUUGUUAUGGGCUACCAGAAGAAACAAAGAAGCAUGACUGAUAAAUACAGGCUGCACCUCUCUGUGGCUGACCUCCUUUUCGUCAUCACCUUGCCAUUCUGGUCUGUGGAUGCCGCCAUAAGCUGGUACUUUGGGAAUGUUCUGUGUAAGGCAGUUCAUGUCAUUUACACAGUCAACCUCUAUAGCAGUGUCUUGAUUUUGGCCUUUAUAAGUUUAGAUCGUUACCUGGCAAUAGUCCACGCUACCAACAGCCAGCGACCACGAAAGCUGUUGGCUGAGAAGGUGGUGUAUGUAGGCGUAUGGCUACCAGCUGUGCUUCUGACAGUGCCCGAUAUAAUUUUUGCCAGUACUAGUGAAGUAGAAGGGAAGUAUCUAUGUGAUCGCAUGUACCCUCAUGAAAACUGGCUGAUUUCUUUCAGAUUUCAGCAUAUCUUGGUAGGACUUGUCUUGCCUGGUCUAAUAAUCCUGACUUGCUACUGUAUUAUAAUAUCUAAGCUGUCACAUUCAAAAGGCCACCAGAAGCGCAAAGCCUUGAAGACAACGGUUAUCCUCAUCCUCGCCUUCUUUGCCUGCUGGCUGCCAUAUUAUAUCGGCAUCAGCAUCGACACAUUCAUCUUGCUAGGAGUCAUCAGACAUCGUUGCAGCUUGGAGACGAUAGUGCAUAAAUGGAUCUCCAUUACCGAAGCCCUGGCAUUCUUCCACUGUUGCCUGAAUCCAAUUCUGUAUGCCUUCCUGGGUGCCAAAUUCAAAACAUCGGCACAAAAUGCCUUGACGUCAGUUAGCAGAGGAUCAAGCCUCAAGAUUCUUUCAAAAAGCAAACGUGGGGGACAUUCUUCUGUUUCUACAGAGUCCGAGUCUUCAAGUUUCCAUUCCAGCUAACGCUGCUCCUUGCCAUCAUUUUAUAAAUAGACACUUUAAAGUUGCGCAAGAUUUCAGAAAAACAAGACUGACCAUAAUGUACAGAUUUAUUUACAGUUGGAAUUUUAUAUUGUUUCUUUUAGUCUCUGUGAAAUUUAAUGGACUUAUUUAUAUAAAAAAAACUUUCGUAUUGACGACAAACUGUCUAGGCAGGUCCUGCGGACAAGUGGUUAGUUCACAAAAGUUUUAGUGCUUGUCUGUAUGUAUAGAUAUGUGAACUAAACACUUCUGGAUUGUAGCAAAGUGACUGUUAAAAGUUUAGAAAAUAUUUCUCUGUUGUUUAUAUGUAAAUGUUUUCAGUGUUGCUGUUAAAUUCUUAAAAAAUUUGGCUGGAGAUUUUUACCUUACUACAAGGUGUUUGGUAUACAAUAGCUUAACUCUGCUGUAGAAAUGGCACUUAUAACCAAAGCCUCCUGUUAUAUGCUAGGGUUUUUUUCCCCAUUCUCAGUAAUUGAUGGUUUGCAAAAUUUUCUGUUCAAGGUAAAUAAAAGUGUAUGAC